CCCAAUUUAAAAAGUAUCUAGAGCGAAUUGAAGAUCCUAAUUAUCAAGGUGGUUCAUGGGCUUUGCCCGAGAAUCCAACUACUUCUGAAAAAACCAAAUAUGAACUCUGUGAAAAAGUAAUCAAAUAUAAACGGAAUCAUAAGUUUACUACUGAGAAAUUAGCCCAAAAACUUCAACUAAGUAAAGCCGAAACCGAAGAUAUUCUUUAUUGUCGAAUUGAUUACCUAACCUUAGACCGUUUACUAGCUUAUACUGACAAGUUAUUUGCUCCUGCUCAGAAAGUUUGUGAACAUGAUUGUCAACUAAUUUUCAAUGAGUUAGCAAUCACCAAAAUAACUAUUACUGAUUACUACCAAACUAAACCGGGACGGAAAAUGAUUACCCAUGAAUUAAUUGUGGAAUUAAUCAAAACCUUAGAUGGUCGUCAAGCCGAACCUGAACCUAAAAAAAACCCUCACGACAGAGAAGUCUUUGUAAGGAAUAGAAUCCUUUAUAAGACAAAAAAACAAUACAUAAAAAUCAUGGGAUACAAAGCCGAAGAAAUAGAAAGAAAAUUCAGAAGCUUAGCACACAACUUAAAGGAAGAUUGUCAACUUCUUGCGAAAUUCUUUGACAAGAUUACUGAGUUGAAAAAUGCUAAGAGCAAGAUUACAAGGUUUGAGUCCCAAACAGAAUUUGAAGAAAACAAACGGAAAUUAACUAGACAAUGUCAAGAAGCGAUAAAUGGUUUGCAAAUAAGAACUGGCUCUUCUACCUCCAUCGGUGGUGUUUGCCUUAUUUGGGCUGAUUAUGCUGACCAUCUAGAUGGACUAAUAAGUGCUUUUCGUAGAGACCUAGAAAGUUUAAACGGAGAGAUAGAUAGAAUUCCUUACGAUGUAGGGAAAAAAUUAAAGAAAUUGAAAAUCGAGGAACAAAACCUCAAAAGAACGAUUGAAGAAAAUCUUAAAAGAGCCAACUCAGAGAAAGAUCCUGAUAAGAAAAGAAAGUUAUUGAUUUUAGUAGAUGAAGAUAAAAAGAAACUUCAGACAAACUAUGAAGAACAGAAGAAAAUCAGAAUAGGAGAAAAUUUUGAUCCUGAUAAAAGUAUCGAUGAAUUUAUCAACGGAAUAGAAGAUAAAUUGGCAGGUAGAAAUAGACCUUCACGAAAUCCCAGAACUCCAAACAUUGAUCCAACUGGUUCUGGUGGAGGUUCUGGUUCUAGAACAGGUGGUGACACCAGUAAUCCUCUUGAUCCUUUCCAAACCAACCCUAAUUCUAACCCCAAUCAAAAUCCCUUUCAAAACAAGCAAUUAAUUAUUUUUGCUGGAAUAGCAGUCUUAAAGAAAACUAUUAUUACGACUUCUAAAACUAUGACUAAUCCCCAAGACCUAAAAAAUAAACUCGGUGAAUACACUAAAGAACUAGAACAAAAACUUGAACCUUGGCAAAGGGGAACCUUAAUUCUAGCCUUAAUCACUCUUCUUCUAAUCUCUAUUUACUUACUCACUAAAAAAGAACCUCCUCAACCAAGGGAACUCACGGACACUGAACGCAAAAGAAUAGAAGCAAUUGCGGAAGAACGCAUUCUUAAAAGAGCCGAAUUCCUAAAUCGACUAAGAAAAUAA
This is a messenger RNA of Funneliformis geosporum, 1604 nucleotides long. Lineage: Eukaryota; Fungi; Glomeromycota; Glomeromycetes; Glomerales; Glomeraceae. The record is from the annotation of a GenBank genome assembly.